Messenger RNA from Galeopterus variegatus (Sunda flying lemur), 1020 nucleotides. It is a transcript of the gene DNAJC22, whose product is annotated as DnaJ (Hsp40) homolog, subfamily C, member 22. Bases 1 to 1020 code for a protein of 339 amino acids. The transcript has 2 exons. The record is from RefSeq and is a predicted model, not a curated record. Lineage: Eukaryota; Metazoa; Chordata; Mammalia; Dermoptera; Cynocephalidae. Gene Ontology annotation, biological process: endocytosis. Gene Ontology annotation, cellular component: plasma membrane; early endosome.
AUGACAAAGGGGCUCCUGGUAACCUAUGCCCUGUGGGCUGUAGGGGGCCCUGCUGGGCUCCACCACCUGUACCUGGGAAGGGACAGCCAUGCCCUGCUCUGGAUGCUCACCCUGGGGGGUGGUGGGCUGGGAUGGCUCUGGGAGUUCUGGAAGCUCCCCAGUUUUGUAGCUCAAGCCAACAGAGCCCAGGGGAAGAGGCAGAGCCGAGGAGGGGGGACACCCCCUUUGAGUCCCAUUCGCUUUUCUGCCCAGAUGAUAGUGGGCAUCUAUUUUGGCCUUGUGGCUCUGAUUAGCCUAUCUUCCAUGGCUAACUUCUAUAUUGUGGGCCUCCCACUGGCAGUUGGCUUAGGGGUCUUACUGGUGGCUGUUAUUGGUGACCAGACCUCAGACUUUAAGAACACUCUAGGGGUGGCAUUUCUUACUUCCCCUAUUUUCUAUGGCCGCCCCAUAGCUAUCCUGCCGAUUAGUUUGGCUGCCAGCAUCACAGCCCAGAAGCAUCGCCGCUACAAAGCUUCAGUGGAGUUGGAGACGCUCAGUGUGCGGCUCUACCGGCUGGGCCUGGCUUACCUGGCUUUCACAGGCCCGCUGGCAUACAGCGCCCUUUGCAACACAGCUGCCACCCUUAACUAUGUCGCAGAAACCCUGGGCUCCUUCUUGAAUUGGUUCAGCUUCUUCCCCCUUCUUGGACGCCUCAUGGAGUCUGUCCUCCUUCUGCCUUACUGGAUCUGGAGGCUACUGGUGGGAGAGCCUGGCUUCAACAGCAGCUACUUCCAGGAGUGGGAGAAGCUCUAUGAGUUUGUUCACAGUUUUCAAGAUGAGAAGCGUCAGCUGGCUUACCAGGUUUUGGGCCUCUCAGAAGGGGCAACAAAUGAAGAAAUACAUCGGAGUUACCGGGAGCUGGUGAAAGUCUGGCACCCUGACCACAACCUGCACCAGACAGAGGAGGCACAGAGGCACUUCCUGGAGAUCCAGGCUGCAUAUGAAGUCUUGAGUCAGCCCAGAAAGCCCAAGGGAUCCUAG